AUGGCUGAAUCUAAACCCUGUAAACCGCCUGUACUUAACGAGUUACUGAUACAGAACGUGAAUACUUGGGGCAACGUGCAAUAUAACAUACCACUACGAUUAUCAAACAAUGAGACUAGAAGCUCUACCAGUAUCGCACACCGAUACAUACCUGCCAUACCUCAUAGCUUGGACUGCAAAAUCGAUGAUCCUCUCCCGGAGCGUGUAUGCGGACGAGACAUGGUGACUGAGAAGGAAACUUAUCGUACUACCACAGGCGAGUACUGCGUUAAACCCAACCCCAAUAAGGCGAUGGAGCGGUCCGAUUGUUCUAUCAACUGCAGACGUGUUAUCUUCAUGACCGGUGUUGAGAAGCGGUUACAAGGCAAGCAGAUAAUCCAACCUACUAUGAUAUCGGAGAUGAAAGAUAAUUUCCGCGGUGUGAUGAACCAGCCUACUAUGCCUCCAGAGGUUACAGUGAAAGUUCCCGACCCUGAAUACAUAUUUGAUGUAAAAGGUUUUGGUCCGCGACAUCGAGAGAUAUGGAUGCCUCUAACAGCUAAAGUUCAUAGAGGCGUGUAUGACAGGAUACACGUCAAGAAGGAAUACAAGGAAGUAGCUGCGUGCCAUAAUCCAGUCAAUAAUAUUAAAGGGUGA
This is a messenger RNA of Diatraea saccharalis (sugarcane borer), 636 nucleotides long. The record is from the annotation of a GenBank genome assembly. Lineage: Eukaryota; Metazoa; Arthropoda; Insecta; Lepidoptera; Crambidae.